AUGUUGAUUCGGUUCUGGCUGCCAUUGGAAGUUUUGGUGAAGCCGAUCAUCGCGUUGUUCUUGGAGGCCACCUUCGAAUUUCCUCAGAAGUCACUCUACAAGGAGAAUACACGAAUUGACCGAUUUCUGAGGAGAACCAAGAAUUUAUACCAGCUCGUUUCCAACUGCGAUACGGUGAGAUCAAAUCGCUGGAAGGGCUCUGUCGAGCAGUACCUAAUUUCUGUGAAAUAA
Molecule: messenger RNA, 231 nt
Organism: Necator americanus (New World hookworm)
Lineage: Eukaryota; Metazoa; Nematoda; Chromadorea; Rhabditida; Ancylostomatidae
Exons: 4
Coding region: 1-231 (76 amino acids)
Source: RefSeq, a predicted model, not a curated record